AUGUUUGGACGAGAACGCCGCUCCUCCGACAACCACCUCGCCAUGGACGACAACGAUGAACUUGAGUCGUUCCGCCGACAGUGGCGCGAGGAGGUAACUCGUCGGUCAAAACCAACGGCAGGCCCUCCUGCUCCUGCUCCUCCGACUGUGACUGCGACUGCCCCGCCACCGGCCCGUCUUCCGCCCACACGCCAUGAGGCCUCUCACCGUAAAGCGAUCGAGGAGGAGGGUCCCCCAUUGGCUUCCUUCGAUCCUGAUGAGCUCGCCCAACAAGUCGGGCAGCUGAGCGUGAGACCAUCCGAAGAUGACUUCUCACGUCGAGAGGUAGCAGAACCAACGUCUGCAUUGGAGCACUUUGAACGAGCGGUCGAGAAGGAGGCCGAAGGCAACCUGGGUGACAGUCUUUCACACUACCGAAAGGCAUAUAGGCUAGAUUCGUCUGUCGAUAAGUCCUACCGGAAUAAGCACUAUGCCCAUGUAUGGAAAAAGCCAAAUCAGCCCGCGCUCGCUACGCCUGCCACUGUGACCCAGCAGCCCGAAGAGAGCCAGACUCUGCCGACACCUGAACUCAUCGCGUCGUUUGCACACGUGCCAAUAUCACCGCAAGAGCCCAUAGUCGAAAACACACCACCGCCCCCGUGCCCAAUUGCCACUGUGCCAUCGGAAGUGCUAGUUGAGAUUCUGCGACAUGUGGCAAUGGAUGACCCAUCUGCCUUCGGUCGGACGGCAUUGGUCUGUAAGCGGAUGGCCUACCAUUUCGCCCAUGAGCAGCACAUAUGGAGACGAAUCUGUCAAAGCCGGGAAUUUGGCUUCCAGGGAAUGCACUACGACUUUGCAUGCGACCUGCAUGGGGAACCGAUCUACACCCUAGCACCGCGAUACACUCCAUUUCCCAAGGGCGAGCCUGUAGAAAUCCCGCCGCCGCUGUCUUCGUGGAGCCAAGUGUUCCAGACCCUUCCUCGGAUUCGUUUCACGGGCAUCUACAUUAGCACAGUCAACUACACUCGAGCUGGUGCUGCAUCUGCGUACUCGAAUUUGUCGUGGAACAGUCCCAUCCAUAUCGUGACUUACUACCGCUAUUUGCGGUUCUACCCCGAUGGCUCGGUAAUCUCGCUGCUCACCUCAACGGAGCCAGUCGAUGUGGUUCCUCACAUCAGCAAGGAAAAUGUGAUGGCGGCACGCACCCCAGCACACCGGAAGCAUCAACGGCAUGCCUCUGAUGCGGGUCACACCCUCUCUGGAGCAACUGAUUCCGUGCCACCUGUCGCCAUGAAUACAUUGAAGCACGGCCUUCGGGGCCGAUGGCAUUUGGCUUCACCCGUUGACACAUCUGAAACUUCCGAACCCCCCGCCGAAAUCUGGAAGCCCGGCUCAGCGUCGGACCAGAAAUCGCUGCUUUCCGACGAGCGGGAUCUCCUCAUUGAAACAGAGGGUGUAGAUCCCAAGUAUGUUUACACGAUGCAUUUAUCUCUACGCUCCUCGACCGUACCGAAAUCCGCUCAAGUUGGGCCGGCUCCUCCCAACCCAUCCAAAAACACUAAGCUAGCAUGGAAGGGUUUCUGGAGUUACAACAGACUGACGGACGACUGGGGCGAGUUCGGCCUUCGCAAUGACCGAGCAUACGUGUUCCGACGCGUACGCGGCUGGGGGCUGGAUUGA
Penicillium egyptiacum is the source of this 1659-nucleotide messenger RNA. The record is from the annotation of a GenBank genome assembly. NCBI's taxonomy places the organism in Eukaryota, Fungi, Ascomycota, Eurotiomycetes, Eurotiales, Aspergillaceae.